AUGGGUACAGAAACUCGUCUAGAAAAUUUACCAAACGAGAUUUUCUUGGAAAUAUUUGACUAUUUACAUGCACUUGAUAUCUUUAGUGCAUUUGGCUCAUUGAAUAAACGAAUUUCGUCGAUUUUCCAAUCAACUCCACUUCGCAUUAUUAUUUCAGGAAAGCAUUGUCGUAAUCAAGUUGAUUUUCUUUCUUCUUAUCUUACUUUCCAUGCUCAUCAAGUUAUUUCAAUAAACAUAAAUGAUAUAGUUCGUGACGAUACAUCUAUUAUUAGUUUAUUAUUCAGUCGACAUGAUUUUAUUAAUCUUCAAUUCUGGUCAUAUAUACCAAAAUAUUUAUUUCCUGUGGAUUUACUCGACGGUUAUGCAUGUCAAGAAAUGUUAGAACUUUAUGUUCCAUUCUAG
Adineta steineri is the source of this 402-nucleotide messenger RNA. Lineage: Eukaryota; Metazoa; Rotifera; Eurotatoria; Adinetida; Adinetidae. The record is from the annotation of a GenBank genome assembly.